AUGGCAGCAGAGCCCAAGGCGACGGACUCAGACAAAGCUGCGACGAGCGAGUCGUCGAUCUCCCCCAAAUUAGUCCUGGGCCGGGGCGGUGACCUCCGUGAGCUACGCGCCGCCGCCACAGCGCCGACGCGCUCCACCAACUCAAAAUUAUCACAACACGGGCCACACACAACAUCGUGUCCACGUGGGAUAUAUCAUCUAUGGCCCCGAAACAGACCAAUUCAUCAUGUACUUUAA
Molecule: messenger RNA, 237 nt
Organism: Arctia plantaginis
Lineage: Eukaryota; Metazoa; Arthropoda; Insecta; Lepidoptera; Erebidae
Source: the annotation of a GenBank genome assembly